Messenger RNA from Phalacrocorax carbo (great cormorant), 655 nucleotides. Lineage: Eukaryota; Metazoa; Chordata; Aves; Suliformes; Phalacrocoracidae. The record is from RefSeq and is a predicted model, not a curated record.
AUGGAGUGGUUCUCCUCUGCCUUCCUCCAUGCGCUGUCUCCUCACCUGGCGGAUUUCACAAAGGAGGAGAUGGCCAGCAUUUGGGAUAGCGUGUCGGAGUGCUAUCGCCAAAAGCUGCUGCUGAACAAGGCUGUCAGGCUAAUGGGCAUGGCCACCGUCUACAUCAGGGAGGAGGACUUUUGUCAUGGGAACAAGGCGAGUGUCAAGGUCCAGAAACCCAUGUUCCACCUGGACAAGCCAGUUCUGCUGGAGAAGAAGCUCUGCUACGAGACCAGAUCACGGCCCGAGGACUCAGAAGUUGCAGAGCUGAUCUACGCCGAGGUCGCCUUCUACCUCUCCAUCCCCAAGAAAAAGGUCUUGAAGUGCGUCAAGGCUACCACAAAUGUCAUCGCGUGGGCCUUGACCGAAGGCAAGGACUUUGACUUUGUCUUCAAGAACUUUGGCAUCCUGGUGUGCCGGGGAAGGAGAGUGGUCAUGCGGUUCUUCGAAGACCUGCUGCGAGACGUGGACAAGACCGGCAUCCUGGCAAACACUGCCCUGCGAAAGUCAAGCCUGAGGCCCUUGGUCAUAGCCCGCAAUGAGACAGCUGUUUUCCAGAUGCCUCCUGGGGGGAUCUUUGUGUUCCCACAGUGAGUAUGUUUGCUUCUGUCGCCCC